CUUCUCACUUUCCCACACGCAAACUUAAAAAAUAUCUCUUUGCUAUUAAAAUAUCUUACUAUAUGAUAUAUGAUGAUUUAGUUAUUCUUUGUAACCUCAGAGAAAGAGAGUGGUGGAGAAGCAAAGCAAAUUUGAAGGCACAAAAAGAGUGUGAGUGAUUUGAUUCAAUGAUGGCUGCAACAACAAAUGUAUCAAUGUUUGGUUAUUCCACGCAACCUUGUGUUUCUCCUACCACCAUUCAAAACACGCUUGCCAAUAAUUUUCUCAAUGUUUCACUACCAAGAUGUUAUUACCCCAUGAAGAAGAGACAUGUGAAACCAAGUAAAAGGAUUAGUGCUGCUGCUGCUGCUGUUGAAACAACUCCGUAUCAGGAAAUUCAGGAGUACAAGCUUCCAUCAUGGGCCAUGUUUGAACUUGGGAGGGCACCUGUAUAUUGGAAAACCAUGAAUGGCCUCCCUCCAACUUCAGGAGAAAAGCUAAAGCUUUUUUACAAUCCAGCAGCAGCUCAACUUUCACCUAAUGAAGAAUUUGGAGUUGCUUUUAAUGGAGGUUUUAAUCAGCCAAUUAUGUGUGGUGGUGAGCCAAGGGCUAUGCUAAGAAAAGACAGAGGCAAAGCUGAUAGGCCAAUUUAUACCAUCCAAAUAUGCAUUCCUAAGCAUGCUUUGAACUUGAUCUUCUCAUUCACAAAUGGAGUGGACUGGGAUGGUCCAUAUAGGUUACAGUUUCAAGUUCCCAAAGGUUUUCAGAACAAGCCAAUUGAAUUCUUUAAUGAGGGAUUGGCAGAGGAACUGAGUAAAGAUGGAGCAUGUGAGAAAGCAAUAUUCCCAGACACAAGUGUAGUCAUGACCAGAUGUGCUAUAACUGGUAACUUAUCAUUAGAAGGGGCUGAUAGAUGCAAUCUAGAUCUUGUUCCAGGGUGCACAGAUCCUAACUCAAUAGAGUUCAACCCACUAGCCACUUUUGAUGAUGGAACAUGCCCCAUUGAUGCUGAUUCUGACCCUGAGGAUUAGAAUUGUAUAUAUAUAUAUACCUAAAAUACUGAUCUUUUAGUAAUUUUAAUUAAUAUAUAUUAUAUAUAUUUUUUAUAAUUAAAAUUAACCGUUAAAGU
Arachis duranensis is the source of this 1108-nucleotide messenger RNA. RefSeq names its product protein POST-ILLUMINATION CHLOROPHYLL FLUORESCENCE INCREASE, chloroplastic. The coding region runs from base 168 to 1010 and encodes 280 amino acids. Gene Ontology annotation, cellular component: thylakoid; chloroplast stroma. The record is from RefSeq and is a predicted model, not a curated record. NCBI's taxonomy places the organism in Eukaryota, Viridiplantae, Streptophyta, Magnoliopsida, Fabales, Fabaceae. Gene Ontology annotation, biological process: chlororespiration. The transcript is spliced from 8 exons.